AUGAACAUUGAAAUUGAGCAUUCAAUUAGAAAGAACAUUGCUUGGGCAAACCUACCUUUGAAUUUAAAACAGAAUUUAGGCAAUUCUUCGAAAGAGUACGACAAACUUGCCAUCAACUACAGCAUCAAAAAUCAGCUGAGAUACAAAGGCAACCUUGUUCGAACUAUCAAGAAAGAUGAGAGAAAAUACUAUGAGGAAUUACUGAAGUACAGUCGAGAGCACCUGAUGCUGUACCCGUACCACCUGUCUGAUGUUCUAGUGAAAGGCUUACGAAUCACUCCAUUUGCUUACUACACGCACAUCAUGACUGAUAUAAUGGCUCAGGAGAAGAGCUAUGACUCUCUGCCUAACUUCACCGCUGCUGAUUGUUUAAGACUAAUGGCAAUAGGCAGAAACCAGUACAUUGACAUCAUGAACCAAUGUCGUUCUUCUAAAAAAUUUUUUCGAAAGAAGCCCUUGAAAGAUUUGCUACCUCGGCAGCCCGUCGAAUCAGUCCUCAUCGAACCCUGGUGGGUGGUCCAUCACGGGUACAUAAUCGAGGAGGAUAUCAAGAUCUGCUCGGCUGAUGAGAAGAAGUUGAUUGACAGGAUAAUCGACAAUGGACCCCAAGUGGCCGCCAGCCUCGACUUCAACGUUUUGCACGGAUUAUACAGAAAAGGUCUUAUAUACCUGGACGUACCCAUUGAUGAUGAUGAUCAUAUUAUAGUCCCGCCCCUAGAGGGCUUCGUGAUGAAUAGGGUCCUGGGUGAUUACUUCGAGACACUUCUAUAUAAGAUCUUUGUCUCCAUAGACGAACAUACCUCCAUCGCCGAGCUGGCUAAAGUUUUAGAGAUUGAUUUACAACUCGUCAAGAAUGCGGUUUCAAUGUUUUGUAGGCUGGGUUUUGGUCGGAAGAAAAAUAUCGACCAACACUUGGAUGUGCUACAUGAGUCGUGGAACACCGAUAACAUCAGCUUAUCAAGUUUGGGUGUCAGCAGCAGCAUCAACAACAACAGCAGCAGCAGCAGCGGAAGUGGGGUCGGGAGUGGUCACAUGAAGAGGAUAGCCCUCAUGUUCGAUUCUACCUUGACCGCUUUUCUCAUGAUGGGAAAUUUAUCACCCGGUUUAAAAAGUCAUGCAGUGACGAUGUUUGAAGUGGGCAAGUUGAGUGACGAGUCUCUUGACUGCUUCCUUGCUGAGCUGGAAAAGGUGGACACGGUAGCUGAAGGCGAGGCCCAGCGCUACUUCGACCACGCCGUGACACUGCGCGAAACAGUCCACUUCCUACGUCACAACCGUAACCUCGUGACUUCCUCAAAUGAGGAUGACGUCACGGGUCAAGGUCAGGGCCUUGACCUUCUCAGGUGCGAGAGUCUUCUCGGGCUGGACGCCGCCACGUGUAGCAGAGUUCUCAAUAAAAAUUAUUCGUUGUUGUUUUCCGUGGCGCCAUUGAGUAAUGAGGUGAGACCCGUCAGCCACAACAUACCCCACCAUCUCGGUCCAACCAUUCCAGAGGUGAAUUCCAUUUGGUUUAAGUUAUUUUUAUACUCGUUGACGUCAAAUGGUCCGCCAUCUAUACUGCUAUCCAAAGGAACUAAACUAAGAAAACUGCCAAAAGUCUUACAAGAAUUCGAUCGUAUCCUGAUAGCGACGUGGGGCCACGAUCCUUCAAUCAUUCCAGCUUCCAACAUCCUCCUCAUCCUCAACGAUGCACUCUCUCAUUCCGCCAUUCUCGUACAGGGGCACGGUGCAGAUCAAAAGGACGGUCAAACUGUUUAUAUUCCAUUCCCCCUGCAACAAGCCGACAAACGCAGCAAACUAGAGCGCCACACAAGCAUCGAACGCCUGUACGAGUGUAUUGACCUCGAACACACUUGCGGCUACAUAACCAUGCUGAAAACCGCACCGAGUGACGGUAUCGUUGAUGACGUCAGUGGGGAGGACGAUUUCGACGAAGAUGAUUGGCUGCUGUUGGACUGCUGCUUUGGGGUUCCGCUGUUUGAUAGGAAACUCAACAAGGAGGUGUGCGCGAGGAUUCAAGAUAACAAGCUCUGUAGAGAAGAUAGUUUGAAAGAGUUGGCGCUAUCUAAUAGGAGAUUGGCCAGUGACCUGUUGAAAUUCGUGCAUCAAAAUCAGGAAAUGACGUCAGACAGUUUCAACCAGCAAAUGUCAACCACGAGACUACAACAACAACAACAACAUCAUCAUCCUUCGGUAAACAACAACGUCAUCAACAACAACAGCAUACUCCCAACGCAAAAUCUCAUGUUUUCCAACGGAAAGCUAACCGUUUGGGAUGGCAUAUGUAAACAUUCUUCCAUCAUCAUUGCUUAG
Helobdella robusta is the source of this 2313-nucleotide messenger RNA. RefSeq lists its product as hypothetical. The record is from RefSeq and is a predicted model, not a curated record. NCBI's taxonomy places the organism in Eukaryota, Metazoa, Annelida, Clitellata, Rhynchobdellida, Glossiphoniidae. The transcript has 24 exons. The coding region runs from base 1 to 2313 and encodes 770 amino acids.